Trypanosoma rangeli is the source of this 1494-nucleotide messenger RNA. RefSeq lists its product as uncharacterized. The transcript has a single exon. Lineage: Eukaryota; Euglenozoa; Kinetoplastea; Trypanosomatida; Trypanosomatidae. The coding region runs from base 1 to 1494 and encodes 497 amino acids. The record is from RefSeq and is a predicted model, not a curated record. Gene Ontology annotation, cellular component: cytoplasm.
AUGCGUCAGGGCCAGGGUGGGCUUAAUGAACAGGGGUUGCCACACGGCCUCACCUCAGGUGCGUUGAAUUUUUUCUUGGCCUCUGGGGAGGGUCAUCUUCAAAGGCGUGUUGAGCGCAUGCUGUGCUGGGGUGCAGGCCCUCACCAGCCGGCUUCGGUGCCUGUGUACGGCCCCAGUACAACACCGCGUCUUCAGCAAUUUGUGGAUAUGACAACGAAUAAUGGUGGAAUGACACCGUUUUUUUCACUGAACAGUGAUACUGCAGGUACAUUUGGAAACAACCCUGUCGAGCACACGGAGGAGGAGGUUGAGGGAGAGAAGAAGACGCACGUACACAUGCAUCCCGUACAAGGGCAAGAUACAAACGAAGAUCAAAGGGUGACGGAAAGCCAUGUGCAACAUCCUUACUUCGCAAUGAAUACACCAAUGCAGCAAAAACAAUCUCUGCAUAUAUCAUUUGGCAUGAAAACUCCAUCUUCUGCGAUGGGAAUGACACUGUCACCCGCGACAGCGGGCCGCAGUGUGAUUCAAGUAACGCCUUCUUCCACUACAGCGUGCUCUGCUGUCCAAGCGGGGAUUAUUUCUCAUCGAAUUUCAAGGAAUUUAAAUGCAGUGACUAUGCUUGGUGGAUCCAGUUCCCUUGCCACUGAGCUGGAAUCCGCGUUUGCUGAGCACAAUAAAACGAAGAACCAGGUGCCCAAACCAGACUACCAAGAAGAGAUUGAAAAGCCGCUUUGCACAGCUGAUACUGACAUGACACAGAGUAGGGAAGACGUGUCUCAUGACAGUAAGGCGCAGCCGACAUCUGACUCCGGGCUUGUGGAUCCUUCCACACAACGCCACCAUAAAGAAAAACGCCGUGGGAAAUCCAAGAAUGAUUCCCAGCUGCCUUCACAGCGUCGCAACACCAAUGUCAAUAACAAGGCCACCAAUCGUUCAGGUGUGGUGUCCCUUGCAUCACAGGAGAAAAUGGCGUCGAUGAAGAAUAACAGAAGGUACAGCCUGCAAUUACAAUGUCAUGGCAAUCACAAAAGCACGGCGUUUUCGUGUAUGGAAUUUCAUGUUGGCGACCACGUCAUUUUUGAGGCUGACCGUGGCGUUGAUUUGGGGCAAGUUAUUCAGUGUGAAGAUUCAAUGGAGGAGUCCUCUACCACUGUGGCUGACGCAGAUGCCGCUGUUGGGGGUUCCGGGGCAAAGGAUGGUGGCCGUGGGUCUGUGGCGCAGGUUGUGCGUCGCGCGACACCGGAGGAAGUGGAAGAGUGGAAAGGAAAUCUCAUGGCGAAGGAGGAGGAGGCUGUGGCAGAGUGCCGUGCAGCCUGCGAGGAACUUGGCCUCAUCAUUCACAUCUCGGACGCCGCCUUUCAGUUUGAUCGGCAGAAACUCACCUUUUUGUAUGAAACCGACGAGCGUGUGGACUUUCGCUCGCUGCUGCAGGCGAUGUUUUCAAAGUUUCGCUGCCGCAUUUGGAUGGAGCGCAUCAACGCCGCAUCAUGA